Colletotrichum graminicola M1.001 is the source of this 552-nucleotide messenger RNA. Its product is annotated as eukaryotic ribosomal protein L18. Lineage: Eukaryota; Fungi; Ascomycota; Sordariomycetes; Glomerellales; Glomerellaceae. Gene Ontology annotation, cellular component: cytosolic large ribosomal subunit; ribosome. The transcript is spliced from 4 exons. Gene Ontology annotation, molecular function: structural constituent of ribosome; RNA binding. Gene Ontology annotation, biological process: translation. The record is from RefSeq and is a predicted model, not a curated record. The coding region runs from base 1 to 552 and encodes 183 amino acids.
AUGGGUAUCGAUCUCGACCGCCACCACGUGCGCAGCACGCACCGCAAGGCUCCCAAGAGCGACAAUGUCUACCUUAAGCUCUUGGUGAAGCUCUACCGCUUCCUGACCCGUCGCACUGACGCCAGCUUCAACAAGGUCAUCCUGCGCCGCCUCUUCAUGUCGCGCAUCAACCGCCCUCCCGUCUCCAUCUCCCGCAUCGUCGGCAACUUGAACAAGGACGACAAGCGCACCAUCGUCAUCGUUGGUACCGUCACUGACGACAACCGUCUCCUGACCGUCCCCAAGUUGACCGUUGCCGCCCUGCGCUUCACCGCCACCGCCCGUGCUCGCAUUGUUGCCGCCGGCGGCGAGGCCAUCACCCUCGACCAGCUUGCCCUCCGCGCCCCCACUGGCAGCAACACCCUGCUGCUCCGCGGACCCAAGAACUCCCGCGAGGCCGUCAAGCACUUCGGCUUCGGUCCCCACAAGCACAAGAAGCCCUACGUCGAGUCCAAGGGCCGCAAGUUCGAGAAGGCCCGUGGUCGCAGACGCUCGCGCGGCUUCAAGGUCUAA